AUGGCAUUUCUUGGAGAAGCUGCUGCAGGAAAAAUUUGUGAGAUGGCCGUGGAGAUGGCCGUUCAGAAAUUAACUGAGGAGGCAAAGCUGCUACUGGAUUUCAGCAAAGACUUCUUGUGGUUACAGGAUAAACUCAUAUAUGUAAGGAGCUUUCUGCGAGAUGCUGAUCAACAGUCUCCACAUAAGGAGGGUGUAAAGCAAUGGCUAGACAGAAUUCGCGUUGUUUCCUUGCUUGCAGAAGACAUCUGUGAGGAAUGCGCUGUAGAAUCUAUUUAUGGAAAUGAUCCUCAAUCUUGUGGGUUCAGUUGUAAUCAAUGGAUUUUUCGCCAUAGGAUAGGGCGCAAAAUUAAGGACAUCAAGGAGCGCAUCAGAUCUAUUAUUGAAGAUAGAAACGAGCUGAAGCUAUUGGGUGAAGUUGUGUCUGCAAAUGAAGCAUCGUCCAGUACAUCUCACCGUGUAGACCACAAGAAAUCUUAUCUUCUGCCCAGUGGCAGCUAUUCACACGCAGUGGGAAUACAGUCCAAAGUUGAUGAUAUGCUCAGAUUGUUGGACAACAAUGCCUCUCCAAUUAUUGCGGUUGUUGGGAUGGGGGGCAUAGGCAAGUCCUAUCUUCUUCAGCAUGUUUUCAACUACGUAAAGGAAAGGUAUGAUAAAUCUAUAUGGCUUUCAUUUUCUCAGUCUUAUUCUAUUUCCACGUUGCAAUGCGACAUCGCUUCAUACUUGGGUUUAGGACCGCAAAUUAAGAAUGAGGGAGUAUCUCAAGAGAGAGCAGCAGAGCUGAUUCAUGAAAAUUUAAAAGGAAAGAGAUAUCUUGUAGUGUUAGAUGAUGUGUGGGAGGCAAGGGAAGGUUUAUUAUGUAAGCUUGGCCUCUUAACUGGAGACAAUGGGCAUUGCAAAGUUUUUCUUAGCACAAGAAACAGAGAGGUUUGUACAAUUCUGAAUGCUCAUAUUUACGAGAUGCAAUUUUUGUCAGACAGUGAGAGUUGGAAUCUUUUUCGUUUCUAUGCAUUUAAAGGAAAUGAAGCGCCAAAUCAUCAGCUCGAAGAAGUGGGCCGUGACAUUUUAAAACAAUGUGGGAAUUUGCCGCUUGCUAUCAAAAUGGUAGCUGCAGCUCUACCAAAGACCAGAAUGCCAAGGGACUGGGAGUCCAAGCUACAUCGGCUGAAAGAGGUAGUCAUUGCGGAUGAUGAUCAGAUCAUACCCAUUCUCAGACUCAGUUAUUUCUCAUUGCCUGCUCGUCUUAAAGCGUGCUUUGCCUAUCUUUCUUUCUUUCCCAAGGUUGAGCAGAUAAAUUGUGAGUAUCUAGUAUAUCUGUGGAUCGGGGAAGGAUUUAUUCCAGCAGGAGAGGGCCAGUGGGAGGCGGCGUGGUAUUGUAUAAAACAGCUUGCCAAUCUUUGUCUGCUUCAAGUCUGGGAACAGUACGAGGAUAGACCAAGUUGUAAACUAACCAAUUAUUGUACAACUCACGAUUUGUUACAUGAUUUGGCCAUAAACAUAUCAAAAGAAAAUAAAUGUAUUUUUUCAGUUGAGGAAGCCUCUAAAGGUGAAAAUGGUGACUGUUGUCGGAUUUUACUGGGCAUGAAAGAUGUAAAUGACGCUCCCAUAUCGGAGAGGCCUAUUGUUUUGCUCCGCACACUCUCAUUGUAUCAGAAUUGGAGGAUUAAAAGCAUUCCACAAAACUUGUUUACUGCUAUGAGAGGACUGCGUGUUCUCGAUUUGAGCGGGACAAGCAUCUCUAAAUUGCCUCAAAGCCUUGGAAAGAUGACACUUCUAAAAGUCUUGAAUUUAAAUAAUACAGAAAUUGAGAAGGUACCAAAGUGUGUGAGACACCUAAAAAGUCUCUUGUUCCUUGCACUACCUCAAAGAUGUGAGAAAUUACCAGUGUGGAUAAAUGAAGUUAAAUGUCUUCAGCAUUUAGAGUGA
Cryptomeria japonica (Japanese cedar) is the source of this 1923-nucleotide messenger RNA. Its product is annotated as putative disease resistance protein RGA3. Gene Ontology annotation, molecular function: protein binding; ADP binding. Gene Ontology annotation, biological process: defense response. Lineage: Eukaryota; Viridiplantae; Streptophyta; Pinopsida; Cupressales; Cupressaceae. The transcript has a single exon. The coding region runs from base 1 to 1923 and encodes 640 amino acids. The record is from RefSeq and is a predicted model, not a curated record.